AUAAAUGUUAUCUCUAUUUUGGCCUUACAAGACUUAAUUUCCAUCGUCCAUUUACCCAAGUUCGGUGUUUGUGAGGGAUUUGAGGGUUUAAAUCUGUUGAAUUCACAUGUACACCGGGGAAGUCGGCAGUUGACAGCACCGUGAAGUGUUUGCUCGUCUACUUCACAAUGACUGUGCAUAACCUGUACAUAUUCGACCGAAAUGGAAAGUGCCUGUAUUACAACGAGUGGAACCGAAAGAAGCAAGCUGGUAUCUCAAAGGAGGAGGAGUACAAGCUGAUGUACGGCAUGCUGUUCUCCAUCCGCUCCUUCGUUAGUAAAAUGUCUCCUUUGGACUCGAAGGAGGGCUUCCAGUCCUUCCAGACCAGCCGCUAUCGUCUUCACUACUUCGAGACCCCCAGUGGACUGAAAUUUGUCAUGAACACAGACCUUUCCGUGAGCAACGCCCGGGAUGCGCUGCAGCACAUCUACAGCAACCUGUAUGUGGAGAACAUCGUCAAGAACCCGACGUGCAUUCUGGGUAACUCGUUGGACAGUGAUCUCUUCAGCACACGACUGGACGCCUUCAUCAGAGCUCUGCCAUAUUACAACCCACGCACCACUUGACACGUUUUUUUUUCUCCUCAUUUUGAUGGUUUUGAAGGAGCUGGUUAUUUCAGUUAAACAUAAAAGUGUUGCAAUACUCA
Messenger RNA from Hippocampus zosterae (dwarf seahorse), 685 nucleotides. It is a transcript of the gene trappc1, whose product is annotated as trafficking protein particle complex subunit 1. The coding region runs from base 168 to 605 and encodes 145 amino acids. Lineage: Eukaryota; Metazoa; Chordata; Actinopteri; Syngnathiformes; Syngnathidae. The record is from RefSeq and is a predicted model, not a curated record. Gene Ontology annotation, cellular component: TRAPP complex. Gene Ontology annotation, biological process: endoplasmic reticulum to Golgi vesicle-mediated transport. The transcript is spliced from 5 exons.